Schistosoma guineensis is the source of this 330-nucleotide messenger RNA. Lineage: Eukaryota; Metazoa; Platyhelminthes; Trematoda; Strigeidida; Schistosomatidae. The record is from the annotation of a GenBank genome assembly.
AUGGAAGGUGGUCAGCCGGUCGCUGAAGUUCGUUCAUAUUCACCUAAUAAAUGUGGCGAAGUGGUUAACGGCAGUAUGCACUCAAGUUCAACGUCGGACUCAGACUACGAAUACCGCAAGAGGAAUAGCUAUUGUCUUAGUUGUCAAAGAAGACCUAAAGCAUCAUUGAAAUUUAUAUUAACUAUAUGGUACUCUCCAGAGACUAGUUCGGCUAUAGCCGAAGCAAUGUCAUCUACCUAUACGGAGGUACAAUUACAAGAAAUAGUCUCCAGUUCAACCAAAGAUAUUUUACAGUUAGCUGAGAAACAUUUUGCUGAUCUCAGAAUAUAA